CAGCCCAGUGAGUCUCCCAGGCCACCUAACAGCAUAUGGUGUUUUUUUACAAAAGAGAGAGACUGUCUCCUUGACUUUGGACUUCGCUUGUUGAACCCCUGAACAGAACCAAGGUUGCUAAGAGACCACCUGUACUGCAUGCACUUUGUUCUAGCAAGAGCAGCCAGAGAGAAAACCAAGGAGCAGCGUGAUCUACCACUGCCUGGGAUUAAGUCAGGGAGCAGGAGAAUUUUGGCUAUGACGUGUAAAAACUGGAUGCUAAUUUCUACUACUACCCCCACAAGUCUGGAAGAUGAAAUUGUAGGAAGACUUCUAAAAAUUUUGUUUGUAAUCUUUGUUGACUUUCUGUCUAUAAUGUAUGUUGUUAUAACAUCUUAGAAAACGACUUCCCUUACUUUACGUGUGAAUUUCAUAUUGAACUCCUGUGAAUAAAUUUUUGUAAUUUAA
Phacochoerus africanus (Common warthog) is the source of this 447-nucleotide messenger RNA. RefSeq names its product myoregulin (gene MRLN). NCBI's taxonomy places the organism in Eukaryota, Metazoa, Chordata, Mammalia, Artiodactyla, Suidae. The coding region runs from base 139 to 378 and encodes 79 amino acids. The record is from RefSeq and is a predicted model, not a curated record. The transcript has 3 exons.